AUGUCGUCUACCUAUCAGGACUUUGGAGUAUCUGAAACCGUAGUCAAAACAGCGCAGGGUAUUUUUAUCAUUGUAAACAUCAUGGGAAACUUUCUGGUGUGUGUCAUUAUAGUAAAGGAAAAGGAUAUGAGGUAAGGCGGCAAACACAUUGUAUGCAACUAAACAAUAAUAAUUCGUUCCGAAGUACAAAAUAUGCCCUCCAGUUUAUCAUGAUAUUACGCUUUCAACAAAUUUAAAAUAAGGACUGGAGAGGGAUGAAAUGCUAAAUUUGGUUUAGGGGGAAGAUAUUACCUAUAACGAAAAAAAGCUGAAUAAAAUCAGCCGUCUUUGAUUGACAAAGCUCCUUGGAAAAACUGUACCAUAAAGUGCACGCCAUAUAUAAAAUUUGUUAUGACUCUACCUCAUUAGCUACACCGUAAAUGAUUUUGCAGUAGGGUAUAAAAGAUAUAAUGCCUCACCCUUCCAGGAUACGUUUAUUGAGGGUAUCUCUUUGGCGAAAAAGAAAAUAGAAAACUAUAAUUUAUUUCUAUCUCAGCAUGCUACGCUUUUAAAAUCGUAUGGGAAUUAAAUUUAAAUUAGGGCACUCAGCAUUAACGAGAUUUCGAUCUUAGACUUCACGACUGAACUACAAUUAUCCUUAUAAUAAUGAUUAGAACGUUUCUGGGCUUAGAAAUUGAGACAGAUGAAAAAGUUAGUGCAAAAAAAGAUAUUCCCUUUUUUUAUUUUAACAUGUUAAUGUAACUUAUCCCCAGCAAAAAUCACUCAGUGCUUAAAUGAAAUGUACCUGCAACAUAAAUAAUUAAAUGCCAACAGGUGCAACAGUAGCAAUUAUCUCUUAGAUUACAAUUAUGUAAUAGAAAUCAAACAGUCAGUUUCAUGUUCAUGCCCACGGACUCCGGUACUCCAGGCCAUUGUAACCGUUUAGUUUUGCCACUAACUCGACUCUAGCGAAAAACUUGUAAAUGACAAACUCACCGUUUCCUGACCGUAACCAUCAAGAAUGUCUCCUAGUAUAAGAUAUAAAGUUACAAACAACAAAGAUGAACCUUGGAAAACUGUUAGGUUUCUUCCGAUUGCGAUCCGUUUCAACUAACUAACAAAGACAACCGGAAAUAAUCACAUGGCCAUUUCCUGCAGGUUCCAAAAAACCCUCAGUUUCAAAGCGACGCUAAGUGCACAACAUUUCUUGCGAAAAUGGGUUUUAUUUGCAUAAAAUAAGAAAAAAAUCAUUUUCAUAUAUAUAAAUGGCUUCCUAAGUAGCCUUGCUUUGAAACUGAGGCAUGGGGCAACUCGGAGAUGGCAUCCAACGCAGAAGUUCUUUCCCGUGGCCUCUUCCGUUAAGAAAUGAGACAGGCGGGAUAUAACCCCGGAAACGAGAUUGACGGGAGCUUAUACCUCCAAUAGCCGCCUUUUUUUGUAUAGUAUAUCUUCGAGCUUGGUCAGUGACGCAAAUUUCUUGCUAUUCCAUAACUGGAAAGUUUGUAAAAGUGCUGCAUCUUAUCAGUUAAGCUACUUUAUAACGGGCAACAAAAAACCUGUAAUUAGUUUUGCAACACUGCUGCAAAACGAGUUGAAUGGUGAUGUUGCGCGUUUUAUUACCCACCUUCGAACCUGUCUUACGUGCAACAAAUCAGGUUGUAAGGUCCUUUUAACGUAGGUGGUAAAACGUGCAACAUCGCUAUUCAACUCAAUUCGAAGCAAAGUCGCAAAACAAGUUGUUUUUUGCUGCCCGUUUUUUCCGUACCAGUCAAAAUAUACACUGUGCAUCCCACAGGACGCCAGUCAACUUUCUUCUCAUGAAUCUUGCCAUUGCUGACAUGGCUGUAGCAGUGUUCUUUGCACCAAGGUACCUCUUCAUCCACUCUAUUACUCAUCCAGAGGGAACAGCUGGAUUACUUUUAUGCAAACUAUUGACGAGCGGAAACCUCGCCUGGGUUGGAGCUGCCUCUUCGGUUGUCACCUUGGUUAGCACUGCUUUUGAGCGCUAUUAUGCAGUGCUACAUCCUCUUGGAACCAAGGGAAACCUUACCGAGAACAAAGUCAAGGUCAACUCUCAUCCUUGUUUUUCUAAGUUCAUUAUCAAAAUGAUGUCCUUUGAGGAGGAGUCGAUCAUUACUGUGAUGAAGAAUCGGGGGGGGGGAAUCAACAAAGCUUUAUACGGGGAGGCACCGCCCGACGUCCAUCCCGUCCCUUACCUUUUUAUGUACCAUUUUGACAGACGGAAAAGGCACUCCUUUCGUGUACUUUCUAAUGACAAAUGGUACCCCUUCCACAUACCUGAUUUAGAACCUUUGCACCCCUAGCUUUUAAAUACUGCUAAAUGCACUGUCUCAAAAAGUUUUCACGACCUUCUCAAAGCCAUAAAAUGCAUCUCUUGGUCCUUUUGGCCCUUUUUUCAGACCAAAGUGACAGAAUUCUAUACUUUUGCUAGUGAGCUCCUUACCCUUUCAUAUGCCUGAAGCCUGAUUAAGUGAGGUACCCCUUUCGGUCAGAACCUCCCCAUAUGAGUCAUUACUGGGAGGACCUCCCCCCGGGUGAGGAACACGUUUUUAUUUCCUUAAGAAUGUAUACCAGUAUCUGACCAAACCUUCAAGAAGAUGCCAUUCAUGGGUUUGUCUUACUAGUUUGUUUAUCAGUUCAGGCCUUGGACGAACGAUCAUCCAAGAUAUACUAUUGCUGGCCUUUUCCUCCGAGCUUUGCAACGUUCUGAGAGACACCGGUAUCUAUAAACUAUAUAUCUAUGAACAAAAUUCGUGUUUGGUUUUGCUGAACUUGUCAACCUUUAGGGGAAUGUAACUCAUAAUUUAUAAUGAUCAGCUUAUUGCCCGCCUCAAAAUUUCAGCUGGGUAGAAAACAGCACCAAUCGUCUUCCUUGUGUUAUUUCAGGUGAUAAUUCCCUGUUCUUGGAUCUUUGGAGUUGUAAUCAAUAUCGUGGGGAUCCUGUGUGAUAACGUAAACGAAGAGAAAGCCUGUGCUCACAUAUGUCCCGAAGAAUGGAUGAACCGAGUGUAUAGUUCAACUUGGUUUCUGUUCGUAGCAUUUUUCCCAGUCUGUUUGAUGGCUACCCUUUACGCCCGAGUCGUGUACGCUUUAUGGUUUAAAAGCGAGAAUUCUACUGAAAACAGUGUCAGACAACAGGUUUGGAAACAUGGUCAUAUUGUGCUGUUUUCAUGUGUUUAGAGCUUUAGAUUCUAAGCUUACUCGUGGUUGUCCUCGUCUUAAGACGAGGACAACCACGAGUUCCCGCCAGCUUUUCUCAGUACUAUUAAGUAGUGCGCGCGCUUGAACCAGGGUCAUUUUGGCGGGAAAAGGUGAUAGCCUUCAUCAUUGUACUACGGGUUUUAGCGAAAAAUGAUGUAGUGACGGAAACAAGUUAUCAAAAUGCUAGAAGUUUUAAAAGUUUGCGAUCUGGAGAGGGAUUAACUUCCUCAAUAAACAUAGCCGUGAAACUAUUCUGGUGAAAAAAAUAAAUAAAUAACGCUCUCUGCGGUGUCUAGUUUUUAAGAUCACAUUUAAGUUAAAUCUCGUUCUCGUUGUCUCCCUCGUCCUUGAAUCUAAAGUUCUCUAAUUUAACUGCAUCGCUACGAAAGGCUAGAGGUGUUACUGGAUCGAUCAUGGAUAAUUUUUUUAUGGAACUGACCAGUGCAUUUGCUCUAUUUUGCCACAGGCUCUAAUUCAAGCCUCCUGCCAUUCUAUUAAAUUAGCCUCUUAGAAUAAGGCGCCAAUAAUUAUCAGCCCGUAGCUUCUAAUAAGCUCCCAUCUACUAUAAAGAAAACGAGCACUGUAUGACGCUUACGUCUUACAAAUAACUUUUAUUAGACGAUGUCGAGACAAUGACAAUUCUGACAAUUUGUCUCUCUUUUGCAGGGUGUCUUGAAGAUAAGAAAGCGAGUGACCUUAAUGGUUUUAAUUGUCAGUGUGGUAUUUGCUGUUUGCUGGCUUACAGACGCCUCUAACUUUAUUCUUUCCGAUUUUUCUGUCGUACGCACUUCCCUUCCAGUGGCGCUAACCAACACAUUGAUUUUGUUCAAUUCCGCUAUCAAUCCGAUUGUGUAUGCUUUGGUCAACCAGCGAUUCAGAAGGAAGUUCAAAAGUAUGAUCUGCUGUUUUAGUCGUCGAACAAGAAAUAUAGUAAAUCCAACAUUUCCAUUAAGCAAUCCCACUCAGACGGCACUCUCACGUGACUGA
Messenger RNA from Porites lobata, 4188 nucleotides. Lineage: Eukaryota; Metazoa; Cnidaria; Anthozoa; Scleractinia; Poritidae. The record is from the annotation of a GenBank genome assembly.